UGAGUCAUGCUUAUAAUGGUGAGGCGCGCUGCGUCAGGUCUCGGAUCGCCAGCUCUCUGCUCCGUGCGCAUCAGCAAACUCUCCGCCAUGGCUCAGUCCUCCCCCGAACAACAAGUGUUCAACAAGCCGAAGGUUGAGCUGCACGUCCACCUUGAUGGAGCCAUCAGGGUGCAGACUAUUCUGGACGUUGCCAGGAGACGUGGCAUCUCUCUUCCUGCAACCACGGCCCAGCAGAUGAAGGAGAGGAUCAUUCUCCAGGAGCCCGAAACCCUCACGGGCUUCUUGGAAAAAUUCGACGAGUACAUGCACGUGGUUGCAGGAGACAGAGAGGCCAUACAGCGGAUCGCCUAUGAGUUUGUUGAGGACAAGGCCAAGGAGGGUGUGGUUUAUGUGGAGGCCAGGUACAGCCCACACCUGCUGUCCAACUGCAAGGUGGAGCCCAUCCCAUGGAACCAGAAGGAAGGUAACUUGUGCCCAGACGAGGUGGUGCGCCUGGUCAACAAGGGCCUCAGCGAGGGGGAGAGGGCCUUCCAAAUCAAAGCCAGGUCCAUUCUAUGCUGCAUGCGCCACAUGCCAAGCUGGUCCCAGGAGGUGGUGGAGCUGUGUAAGAAAUAUCAGAAUGAGGGAGUGGUCGGCAUCGACCUGGCCGGCGAUGAGUCUCUGAAUUGUGAAGCGAAUCCAGACCACAGGAAGGCCUACGAGGAGGCGGUUCGUUGUGGGAUCCACAGGACGGUCCACGCAGGAGAGGUGGGUCCAGCCUCUGUGGUGAGGGAGGCUGUGGAAGUGCUCAAAGCCGAGCGUGUUGGACACGGCUACGGAACAUUGGGAGACCCGGAUCUGUACAGAGAGCUGCUGGCUCAAGAUAUGCACUUUGAGGUGUGUCCUUUUUCCAGCAAGCUGACCGGCGCCUGCAACCCAGACUUCACCAAACAUCCUGUCAUCACGUUCAUGAGGGACAAGGCCAACUACUCUCUGAACACAGACGACCCUCUGAUCUUUAACUCCACCCUCAACUUGGACUACUUCUUAGCCCACAAACACAUGGGCUUCACUGAGGAAGAAUUCAAGCGACUGAACAUCAAGUCUGCAAAGUCCUGUUUCCUGCCAGAGAAAGAGAAGAAUGAGCUCCUGUCCAGACUGUACGAGGCGUAUGGGAUGAUAGAAAGCACCCCCUUCUAAACUUGAGUGGCAUGUCAGAAGAUUUGAUCUUUUCCUCCACUCUCCUGAUAAAGUGGAACAUCUUAAGUAACCAGACCUAAAGCCUUUAGAAGAUCCAAUGUGGCUGCUGCCUUGACUUCAUGAACCUGCACGAUGCCGGCUGGUCCCCGCUCAGGUCUUUUAGCUUUUGUUUUUUUUAAAAGUGCUUUCUCUCAAGUCAGGUCCUUCUGUCCUGCAGUUUAAGCGUUCAUGUUUACAGUUUUUCUUAAAAAUCCAGUGAAUCAGGGAAGCUUUUUAUCAGUCAGCACUUAUCAAGUUUGAGCACUUUGUCGACCUGAGCGUUGGGUGAGACGGCAGGCCUUCAGCAGGAUAAAACUCAUGCAGUGAAGUGGGGGGGCUGAAAGCCCUGCACACCCGACUCCAACUAAGCAGCAACAUAAACAGCUGUUGUUUUUUACAAUACUUCAGUUCUAAACAGCUUAAUGCCAAAAGUGUAACCAUAUCUUUGAACACAAGAUGGCAGCAUGCUCUCAUCUGUUCGCACAGCGGAUUUGAUAAUUACUCUGUUUUCAUGUACAUAUUUAUUCAAAACUUUACAGUUCAUAAAAUGAAAAGCACUUUUAUUAAUACAUUUAUAGCACUUUUGAAGGGCAUAUCCUACCGAAAUAAAAGCUGUUCAAAGUU
Molecule: messenger RNA, 1842 nt
Organism: Oryzias latipes (Japanese medaka)
Lineage: Eukaryota; Metazoa; Chordata; Actinopteri; Beloniformes; Adrianichthyidae
Gene: ada
Product: adenosine deaminase
Biological process (GO): negative regulation of adenosine receptor signaling pathway; purine ribonucleoside monophosphate biosynthetic process; inosine biosynthetic process
Cellular component (GO): cytosol; external side of plasma membrane
Molecular function (GO): adenosine deaminase activity
Source: RefSeq, a predicted model, not a curated record